This is a messenger RNA of Syzygium oleosum, 961 nucleotides long. RefSeq lists its product as uncharacterized. Gene Ontology annotation, molecular function: acyltransferase activity, transferring groups other than amino-acyl groups. Lineage: Eukaryota; Viridiplantae; Streptophyta; Magnoliopsida; Myrtales; Myrtaceae. The transcript has a single exon. The record is from RefSeq and is a predicted model, not a curated record. The coding region runs from base 253 to 816 and encodes 187 amino acids.
AGAUGUACAAUGUACUACUCCUUGCUUUCCGCUGAAAAGUCCCAUCUCUGUUGCGGUCCAUGACCUCGUUGAUUCCAUCCCACUUUAACUUUACUUUCCCAACAUUCUCCGCAACUUCUUCUACCAUCAUCACCAUCGAUCUCAGUGCACCUGAUAUAACAACACCCUUCCUCUCUAUCUUCCCCUAAAGAAGUUAUCACCAUCGUCUCAUUGCCUGCAUCAACCCCCGUUCACCACACUCGAGAUCUUCCCAUGGAGGAGCGGGUGCAACAAACCACCCAGACCUCGGGUGGCGGUGGCGGGGGCGGCGAAAUCUCCCUUCGCCCUCUGCAACUCUCCGACGUGGACGACUUCAUGGUGUGGGCCUCCGACCCGGAUGUCGCCCGCUUCUGCAGGUGGGAGCCCUACACUAGCCGCGACGACGCCCUGGCCUACAUCGCCGGCACCGUCCUCCCCCACCCUUACUAUCAGGCCAUCUGCCUUGACAGCAGGCCGAUCGGGGCCCUCUCGAUCACGCGGAACGAGGACAGGAUGGAGGCCUGCCGGGGGGAGCUGAGCUACGCGCUGGGCUCGGGCUACUGGGGGAGGGGGAUCGCGACGGAGGCGGUGAGGAUGGCGGUGGCGGAGGUGUUCAGGGAGAGGGCGGAGCUGGAGAGGGUGGAGGCGAUCGUGUACGCGGAGAACAAGGCGUCGCAGAGGGUGUUGGAGAAGGCCGGGUUCACGAGAGAGGGGGUGCUGAGGAAGUAUCUCUGGAUCAAAGGGAGGACCAGGGAUGCAGUGAUGUUCAGUCGUCUCUCUACUGAUGAAGAUUCUUGAUAUAUACAGCAUGAACGUCGCUCCCACUGUAAUGCACAAGUUGACUUCGCUAUGGUCAUGCAUUUGCUUCGAAAACUAGGUAAGUAACUUGAAAUGUAGUGUUGCGCUUUUGAGCUUGUAAUGAAUUGCUCGAUUGGAUUUGAAA